Protopolystoma xenopodis is the source of this 225-nucleotide messenger RNA. The record is from the annotation of a GenBank genome assembly. NCBI's taxonomy places the organism in Eukaryota, Metazoa, Platyhelminthes, Monogenea, Polystomatidea, Polystomatidae.
AUGCCUAAGUCUAUGGGGUUUUCCAGCUUGCCUGUAUUUCGCAGUCGAAUUCAGAUUUGCAUCGCGAUAAGCAACAAGGAACUAGUUCGAGAAGGCGAUUUACGCAUUCUGACACCUCCAGAGGGCCUUACGUCUGUUCUCAAGAAACUUGGGCGUAAAAGGCACAAUUCAGUCUACCUGAUCCUUUUUAAUGACCUCCUUCUCGUCACUCGCCGCAAAAAGUAA